AUGGUCAGGUUAGGCGACGUGACACUCAAUCAGAAUAGCAACGAGGGGGCCGGCAUCUACAUACGGGAUGUUUUGAUCGCUCCGGAUGGCGCAUCAGCAACAAUUGAACUGAGACGUUUGAAGACAGCAGCACCAGGGGAAUCACAAUUCCUGAAGGUCAAACAGCUACCAAACAUACUCUGCCCCGUCAAAGCAUUAGGCAGGUGCAUUAAGGGUGUGGACUCAACAGACACACAUCUGUUCAGCGUCACAACCAACAACAAAUUUGUCCCUCUGACAAAGUACCGGGUUAAGAAAUGUCUAUCCGAAGUCUGGCAAUCAAACGGUUAUUCAGGACUUUUGGGGCACUCUUUCCGAGUGGGUGGCGCCCCUUUCCUCAACGCGUUGGGGGUCCCCAUAAACCAAAUCUGCUUAGUCGGCAGAUGGUCCUUGUCCUGCUACAAAUUAUAUUCGCAGACGUAUUUGUCCGAAGAGCUGGACAGCUCCCUAAAACUCUUGGGGAGACUUGACUUACAAUGGAAAUUGAUGCGUGCUUAG
Molecule: messenger RNA, 537 nt
Organism: Puccinia graminis f. sp. tritici CRL 75-36-700-3
Lineage: Eukaryota; Fungi; Basidiomycota; Pucciniomycetes; Pucciniales; Pucciniaceae
Exons: 1
Coding region: 1-537 (178 amino acids)
Biological process (GO): DNA integration; DNA recombination
Molecular function (GO): DNA binding
Source: RefSeq, a predicted model, not a curated record